GAGAGACGUGUUUUCUACAGGAAACAAACCAGAGAGGGAGAGAGUGAAAAUACUGUUGUAAGCGCCGUGUUUCGUCGCAGUUUUGUGAGUGUUUUCCUGGAAGCCGACGCUUAGCGAAUCAGGACAGUCUGGGGCCCCGUUUGUUUAGACCCGGGAAUCCAAGCUAAAGGUGUUUAUUUGGUGUUUAUUUGGAGGCGCGAGGCUCGAUACUCCGCGCAGAAUGACCGUUGACUGGCCGGAUCUGCUCAUCGUUCGCGGGCAUUAGGUAAAAAAAGCAACUAUCAACACCUCGGUGUGCUGGCGAAACAAACACCACGCAUUUGUUUCGAGGGUCUUUUGGGUGGAAAGGAGGAGAGUAAUGGCAUUGCUGGCCGCCCGGAUGCUUAUGCUGGGGUUGUGGUGUUGUGCUGCUGCUGCCGCGGGAGAGGGACCGUCCACUCCGGCCACAUGCUCUCCGCUGUGCCGCUGCGACGAGGACGGAGGAGCGGACUGCUCCGGACGAGGACUGACCAGCGUCCCCACCGGCCUCAGCGCGUUCACAUAUUACCUGGACAUCAGCAUGAACAACAUCACUGAGCUGCCUGCUAAUGUCUUCAGAAACCUGCCCUAUCUGGAAGAACUACGUUUGGCUGGUAAUGACCUUGCAUUCAUCCACCCAGAGGCUCUGUCUGGCCUCCAUCAGCUGAAAGUCCUGAUGCUUCAGAACAAUCAGUUGAAGACUGUCCCAAGCACAGCCCUCAAGAAUCUCCAUGCCCUGCAGUCUUUGCGGUUGGAUGCUAACCACAUCACGUCAGUGCCUGAGGACAGUUUCGAGGGUCUGCAGCAGCUCAGGCACCUCUGGUUAGAUGACAACAGCCUGACCGAGGUUCCCAUUGGGCCCCUACGGCACCAGACUAACCUGCAGGCUCUGACGUUGGCCCUCAACAGGAUCACACACAUCCCCGACGAUGCCUUUGCCAACCUCUCCAGCCUGGUUGUAUUGCAUCUUCACAACAAUCGGAUCCAGGAGAUUGGAAAAAACUGCUUUCAUGGGCUGGACAACUUAGAGACAUUGGAUCUAAACUUCAAUAAUCUGAAGACCUUCCCAGAGGCCAUUCAGACGCUGCCCAAGCUGAAAGAACUUGGAUUUCAUAGCAACAACAUUGCAUCCAUCCCUGAGGGAGCUUUCCAAAGAAAUUCCCUGCUACGCACAAUCCAUCUUUUUGACAACCCGCUCUCCUUCGUGGGAACCACUGCUUUCCAGAACCUGUCAGACUUGCACUCUUUGAUGCUGCGUGGUGCCAGUAUGAUGCAAGAUUUCCCCAGCCUGACUGGAACAAUAAAUCUAGAAAGCCUGACUUUAACAGGAACUAAAAUCAGAAGCAUCCCAGCAGACCUGUGUGAGGAUCUGACGGUGCUACGCACACUAGAUCUUUCCUAUAAUGAGAUUGAAGUCCUGGCGUCCUUUCAGGGCUGUGUUAGACUGCAGGACAUAAGUCUACAGCAUAACCAAAUCCAGCAGAUAGACAGAGGAACUUUCCAGGGCAUGACCAGCCUUCGAGUGUUAGACCUGAGCAGAAACCAGAUCAAGUUCAUCCACAGAGAUGCUUUCCUUUCUCUCAGCGCUCUCACCAACCUGGAUCUCAGUCUGAACUCCCUAGCUAGUGUUCCUACUACAGGACUGAGUGCACUGAACCAGCUUAAACUGACCGGAAACAUGGAGCUGAGGAACGGUCUGAUGUCUAAGAGUCUGCCUAAACUCCGGUCUAUAACGGUUCCCUAUGCCUACCAGUGUUGUGCUUUUGUGGCUUGUGACAGUGCAGUUAACCCAGCGCAGGAUGACGAGCGGAAAAGUGCAUUUGGUGGUGAGGAGGAGAUGGAAACGAUUCCUCUGGUCAUGCACUGCUCACCUUCACCUGGGGCAUUUAAACCUUGUGAACACUUGUUGGGAAGCUGGAUGAUUCGAUUGACCGUGUGGUUUAUCUGCCUGGCGGCGCUCCUCUUCAACUGCCUGGUCCUUGCAGCCACCUUCUCCCCACGCACUUCCCCUCACUCCCCGGCCCGCCUCCUGGUGGCACUCCUGGCCUCUGCUAACUUGCUGACAGGGGUGUACGUGGCAGCACUGACACUCCUGGACGCGGUCACCUGGGGCUCAUUUGCCGAGUAUGGUGUGUGGUGGGAAACAGGCGCUGGGUGUCAGGUUGUGGGUUUCCUCGCUGUGUUUUCCUCUGAGUGGGCCGUCCUGCUGCUGGCAUUAGCUGCGGUGGAGCGUUGCUUGGCUGUGAGGGCUCUAAUGGGGAAGGCAGGAGCUCUGAGAUCCAGUGGCCAAAGGAGGGAAAGACGAAGGAGAUUUGGUAUCACAGCACUCUUGUUGGGAUUGGUAUCUGUUGCAGCGGCCUGCCUCAGUCUGUAUCACGGAUCAGCCAUGGGCUCUCCUCUCUGCUUGCCCUUCUCUGGAGGUCCCGGACCAGGCCUGGGGUUCACAGUGGCCCUGGUGCUAAUGAACACAUUAGCGUACCUGCUGAGUGUGGUGGUCUAUACGCGGUUAUACUGCAGGUUGGGCCGUGCCCAGCUGGCUGACCCUGAGCAGGCUGGAUCUGUCAGGCACAUCGCCUGGCUGAUCUUCACCAACUGCAUCUUCUUCUGUCCGGUGGCGGCUUUCUCUUUCGCUCCCCUGCUGGCCGGGACCAGUAAUGCAGUAGGCGGACCAGAGAUGGCCAAAUCUGUGACGCUCAUAUUCUUUCCUCUCUCUGCCUGCUUGAACCCCGUGCUCUACGUCUGCUUCAGUCCCUCCUUCAGAUACGACUGGCUUCGCCUUAGAGGACAGGGGAGGGCUGGAGGUUGUGGCGGGCUGGUUGGUAAAGCUGUUACUAAAGGGACCGUAGCAGGGGGUUCAGCAGUAUCUGAUAAUGUUGAAGGCCUGUCUAGCGACUGUGGCAUGUACACGAAGCUCCACGGCGACAAUCAGGGAAUGUGCGAACACUGUGACGCCGCUCUCCACAUCAGCACAUCUUCUUCUUCUGCUUCCUCCUCUUCCUCCGCCUGCAGAUAUUUAGUUAAGUCCCACAGCUGCCCGGCUUUGAUGGCGAACGCACCGGAGUGCUUGAGCUCAGAGGGGUACUGGCCAGACAACGGGACGCUUUCCGCUCAGUCCGAAUAUGGAGACGAGGGCGACUCAUUUGUGUCGGACAGUUCGGAGCAGGUGCAGGCGUGCGGCCGAGCCUGUUUCUGUCAGAGCCGUGGCCUCCCUCUAGUGCACUACUCUUAUAACAUCCCCCACAUGACAGACUGAGCUCACAGCCCGGAGCAUCACACACUCACUUCCUCACACAGCCCUCCAGGGUGUGGAGUGUCCCUGCUCCUCAAGGACCGAGGACGGGGAGGGGCUGGACACAUGGCUGCAGAGCCUUGGAAACACAAACAGACCAGAAGCACUUUCUCUCUUUUCACACUUGUGUGUGUGUGUGUGUGUGUGUGUGUGUGUGUGUGUGUGUGUGUGUGAUAGAGAGAGAGAAUGAAUGUAGUCUGAAUCCAUGAAAAGGGAAGCUGACAAUACAGAAAGACUCACUGAGCCAAAUGUUGUCAACAUACAACAUGUCUUGUUUUCUGUUUCAUGUCCCCCAAAUUCGGUUGCAUUAGCACCCAGGGCUGAUUGACAGUUGAUGGACACCAUUGAUCUUAUCUCCCAGUGCCUGCCUUUUAAGUUAGCAAGAAAGUAGAACGGUUCAGUUUCUCGGGGCAUUUUUAGAAAAGAAAAAUAUAUAUUUUCACUUUUAUUCUUCCAAAUGUUUGUCCUUUUGAUUUAAAGCAGGGAUGUAUGUGCCACUGUUUUUAGUGAUGUUGAUUGUUUUUCUCUCAUAAAUCCUGACUGUGGCGGGCGAUCCCGUUCUAUGUAGCAAAGUUUCUCCUUAAACUGGAGUUCCAGUACGCCGAUGAGAAUGUAAUGUACAAGUUUUAUGUUCACACUGUCUUGUGUUUCCUCAAAGUUUAUGGUGGCUGUUAUUUCUGAAAAGCAUUCAUUCCUUCCUUGUUGAUUCUACAGGUGAUACUAAAAAUCAUAAUCUUUUCCACAAUGCCCUCCGUUCAGCUGAGUGAUCCAUUUAUGCCAGUACUUUACCAACUGUUUAUUAAAAGAAAUUGUCUUUAAUUUAUCUUCUAAAAUUACAUUUGGAUGUCUUGACCAGAACGCUUCCUUAAUCACUAGUAAGUUUCUAAUAAUUUAUUGUAAGACAUGGAAAUGCUUGGAUGAAUGAAUGUCAAACUACACUUGUUUUAUUCCUGACAAGAAUGUCACUAGAUCAUUUCGAUAUGUAUUUUGUACACUGGGUAGAGUAAAAAAGGGUUUUCAAAUUAUUAUAAUCCUGUCCAAAUAAUCUGACUAUACAUCUUAUUAUAUGUAACACAAAAAAGGGGAUGCGACAGUAUUAAUAUUCUAACAAAUGUAGGAUGAUGAUGAUUAAGUUAUGGUUGAUAAACUAUAAAUGGCUGAUAUUAAUGUGAAAAUUAAAGUGAAAAUUAGAUGGUGGCAAAAGUAAUCUAAAUGUAAAAAUAGAUAGAAUAGCAUGCACAAAUAUCCAAUAUUGUUCAGUCCUAAUUUAAUACAUUUUCAAAAUCUUGAAUGCUGUGCAUCCCUACACAAACACUAACAUUCUUUGUACAAAGGUCUUUAACAUUUAAAACUUUCCUUAUGAAAACCCUUUUUUUCUUCUCUCUCUCUGCACUUUACAUCCAUACAGUAACAUUUGAGUAUAUCUGUAUGAUAUAUUGAUGUUCAAGUUGCCAUUGAGCUAUGUUAUGUGAGAUGGACAAGGGGACCAGUGUGUCUUUGUGUUCAGGAAUAUAUCAUCAUGAUUUCUUUUGUACACCUUUGUCCAUGUAUGUUCAGGAAUUUAAGUGAAAGGAAAUGUGGGUUUGUUUGCCUUAGAUACCAAGUGUCAACACCAUCCUUUGGUCUUCUAAUAUGUUUGCAGAGUGGAUGCCAUAUUGCCAGUCAUAUAAGCUCUGGCAUCAACUGACAAGCCUUGCAGGUCUUAGCUAAGAGAACUGACAGAAUUCCAAAUCGUGUGUGUGUGUGUGUGUGUGUGUGUGACGUUUAGGGAUGACAGUUUGUUGUAAAUUAUUUUUGUAGGACACACCUAAUCAAAAAUGGGAUGUGUUGUCUAACUGUGGAAGCUACCUCUUGAACCGUAGCGGCUGCCAGUAGUGAGUAGUACAUGUUUGUUACGUUUUCAUGUUUGUUUUGUUGGAAUGAUUGCUUGGCGCUGUAAAUACGUCUAGUUGUACGUUCUCACUGAAUGAGUCACGCGUUAGUAUGUACUGGGAGAAAAUGAAAUACUGUACUGUAUACAGACAUUUUUUAAACCAAACUAAACUGAAUCGCUUUAAACUACGGGAGUGUUUGUCA
Molecule: messenger RNA, 5383 nt
Organism: Carassius auratus (goldfish)
Lineage: Eukaryota; Metazoa; Chordata; Actinopteri; Cypriniformes; Cyprinidae
Product: leucine-rich repeat-containing G-protein coupled receptor 4-like
Exons: 19
Coding region: 359-3271 (970 amino acids)
Biological process (GO): hormone-mediated signaling pathway; adenylate cyclase-activating G protein-coupled receptor signaling pathway; activation of adenylate cyclase activity
Cellular component (GO): plasma membrane
Molecular function (GO): protein binding; protein-hormone receptor activity; G protein-coupled peptide receptor activity
Source: RefSeq, a predicted model, not a curated record